AUACUUAAAGGGACAGUACAAUAAAUCGUGUAAGAUCUUCAGACAAGCGCGAACGCUUUGCUUUUCUACCUCAAACAGUUGUUUAUUCACAUUUUCUAAAAAUGUCCCGAGUUCUUAUAGUUGGGGCUGGACUCACAGGUAGUUUAUGUGCCUGUCUGCUGAGGAGGGAACUGCCAAACAAAGUUAAUAUAGUCGUGUGGGACAAAUCUCGCGGUGCAGGGGGUAGAAUGUCCACAAGCAGAAGUCCAAACAAUCCUUCUUGCUCGGUUGAUCUUGGAGCUCAAUACAUCAGUGCCACACAGUACUAUGCUCAAAUUCACAGCAGCUUUUAUGAAGAACUCCUAGCGCAAGACAUUUUAAAACCCCUCAGUGCUCCUGUUGAAGGCCUGAUGGUAAAGGAAGAAGGAAUGGUGAACUAUGUGACACCUCAUGGGGUCUCCUCCAUCGUCAAACACUAUCUCAAAGAGUCAGGAGCAGAGGUUUUCUACAACCGACACGUCACUCACAUUCACCGGAAAGACACUGGCUGGGAAGUGUGUCGCAAAGAAGGAGCUCCAGAGCGGUUUGACGUAGUGGUUUUAACCAUGCCAGUUCCCCAAAUCCUCCAGCUGCAAGGAGACGUGGGUUCUUUGAUGGGGGAGAAUCAGAGGAGAAAGCUGGAGGCUGUCAGCUACUCUUCCCGCUACGCACUUGGACUCUUCUACAAAGCCGACACACGGAUCGACGUCCCUUGGGCGGCCAAGUACGUCUCAAAUAAUCCCUGCAUUCGCUUCAUCGCCAUAGAUGAUAAAAAGCGCAAUUUAGAAUCAAAAGUCUCCGGACCUUCUGUGGUGGUCCACACCAGUGUGCCCUUUGGCAUCCAGCACUUGGAAGAGGAGAAGGAUGCUGUGCAGCCCAUCAUUCUGGAAGAGCUGAAAAAGCUGAUGCCAGAGCUGCCUAAACCUGAGAGUGUCAAGUGUCAGAAGUGGAGAUAUUCACAGGUGACAAGAUCGGUGGCUGAUUGCCCAGGGCAGAUGACAGUGCUCUCCCAGCCUCUGCUGGUGUGUGGGGGGGACGGAUUCACACACUCCAAUUUCGACGGCUGCAUCGAGUCUGCCCUGAAGGUCUUUGCGGUUCUGAAGUCUUCUCUUUGAAAGGAGGUUGGAAAAGUAUGCCUUUAUUUUUGGUUUUUAUUAUGAAGGAUGGCACAUUGAUUUAGAUUUAAGCCCCUCACUGCAGGAAGAUGGAUGUACUGCACAAAGCACAGUCUCGUCUGGGUGUGCAGACGCAUUUUGUAACAAAAACCAAUUAUAUAGGAUUAAAGACAACCGAGCACUGUGCAGCUUCAGUUGUGACAGAGCCUGAUGCCUCAAACUGGAUUUAACAAUGUCUUGAGCUAUGGUGUUCUGGAUGUGUAGCAGAUAUUUUGUGUAGUCUGAGAUUAAUAAAAAAUUAUUGAUACAUGCUUGAA
Molecule: messenger RNA, 1450 nt
Organism: Danio rerio (zebrafish)
Lineage: Eukaryota; Metazoa; Chordata; Actinopteri; Cypriniformes; Danionidae
Source: RefSeq, a predicted model, not a curated record